AUGAUUAAUGGUAGUCUUAGAACACUGAGAGGAGGUGUAACGGCUCGAUUAAGCAGUCUGAAAGGGAUCCACGGAGUGGACGGCCACCCUACUGGGAGCAGAGAGUCGAUGAAGGAGACGAAAAGAUGGCUCAACGUCACAGAAUACGUGGGAAUGACGCUGCUGAAGAAAAAUAAAGUCCCAGUGCCAAUUUUUAAGCUGGCUUCCACUACGGAGGAGGCGGAAAAGAUGGGAAAGCUGAUCCUGGAAAGCUCAACGUCAAAAUCACUGGUGGUGAAGGCGCAGGUGCUCACGGGAGGAAGAGGAAAGGGCAAGUUCGCACACACGGGCCGCUCGGGAGUGGAGGUGGCGGCCUCGGCCCCGGAAGCAGCGGAGUGCGCAAAGGGCAUGCUCGGAAACUACCUGACGACGAAGCAGACCGCAGGAAAGGGAGUGCUCUGCAACGAAGUGCUGCUGGCGGAAAAGCUGAACCUGGUGCGCGAAAGGUACCUCUCCUUCAUGCUCGACCGCACCUCGGGAGGCAUCGUGGCAAUCGCGACGAGGCACGGGGGCGGCAACGUCGAGGAGAUAGCCGAGAAGGACCCCGCAGCAGUGCUGAAGCUGCAGGUGUGCCCGCUGAAGGGCCUGACGGACGAGGACGUGAGCAGGCUCGUCGCACACCUCGACUUCUCGGACGCGUCGCAGGCGGCGGACUUCGUGCGCAGGCUCUACGCGGCCUUCCUCAAGCUCGACGCGACGCUGCUCGAAAUCAACCCGGCGGCGGAGACGGACGAGGGCAGAGUGCUCGCCUGCGACUCGAAGAUUUCGGUCGACGACAACGCGAAGUACAGGCAGCAGGAGGUCUUCGCGGCAGGCUGCGAGGCGCGCACGAGGGAGGAGUCGGAGGCUGAGAAGGCGGACCUGAACUACAUAUCGCUCGACGGCAACGUCGCCUGCAUCGUCAACGGCGCGGGCCUCGCCAUGGCCACGCUCGACCUGAUUCAGUUCCACGGGGGCUCGGCGGCGAACUUCCUCGACGUCGGCGGCAACUCGACGAGCGAGACGCUCUCGAAGGCGCUCGACAUCGUUAACUCGGACGCGAACGCGAAGGUGCUGCUGGUGAACAUCGUCGGCGGCAUUGUGCACUGCGACAAGUUCGCGACCUCGUUCAUCGAGGCGAGCAGGCGCCUGGUGCGCCAGCUGCCGGUGGUGAUACGCCUGCAGGGCACGAACGCCGACGUGGCGAAGAAGCUGCUGAACGAGGCGAACAUUCCGCACCUCUUCUGCACGGACUUCGACUCGGCGUGCAAGUCGGCGGUCGAGAUGGCGAAUUCGUGA
Theileria orientalis strain Shintoku is the source of this 1317-nucleotide messenger RNA. RefSeq names its product succinyl-Coa ligase, subunit. Gene Ontology annotation, molecular function: succinate-CoA ligase (ADP-forming) activity; ATP binding. The record is from RefSeq and is a predicted model, not a curated record. The coding region runs from base 1 to 1317 and encodes 438 amino acids. Gene Ontology annotation, cellular component: mitochondrion; succinate-CoA ligase complex. Gene Ontology annotation, biological process: succinyl-CoA metabolic process; tricarboxylic acid cycle. The transcript has a single exon. NCBI's taxonomy places the organism in Eukaryota, Apicomplexa, Aconoidasida, Piroplasmida, Theileriidae.